GAGGUGGACAUCAAGGGCCCCAAGGUGGACAUUGACGUACCAGACGUGGACCUUCAUGGUCCAGAAGGUAAAAUAAAAAUGCCCAAGUUCAAAAUGCCGAAGUUUGGGGUGCCCAGCUUCAAAGGAGAAGGCCCCGAGGUCGAUGUGAACCUCCCUGAAGCUGAUGUUUCCAUUUCUGGUCCAAAGGUUGACGUUAGUGUUCCUGAUGUGGACAUAGAAGGACCGGAAGGAAAUAUAAAGGGCCCUAAAUUUAAGAAACCUGACAUGCAAUUCGGCGUUCCUAAAAUCUCCAUGCCAGACAUUGACCUGAAUUUGAAAGGCCCCAAAGUGAAGGCUGAUGUUGACCCUUCUGUUCCCAAAAUUGAGGCUGAGCUGAAGGGUCCUAAGCUGGACAUCAAAGGGCCAGAAUUUGAGGCUGAGGCACCAAAGCUUGAUAUAGAAGGAAAGACCAAAAAGUCCAGGUUUAAGCUGCCCAAAUUCGGCUUUUCUGGGCCUAAAGUGCAAAGCCCUGAGGUGGAUGUAAAGCUUAAAAAGCCAGACGUUGAAAUAUCUGGUCCUAAAGUUGACGUUCAAGCUCCUGAUGUUGAUGUGCAGGCAAAAUCAAAAGGCUCGAAGUUUAAAAUGCCUUUCCUGAGUAUUUCCUCACCUAAAGUUUCGAUGCCAGAUGUGGAGCUAAAUCUGAAAGGGCACAAACUGAAAGGAGAGCUAGAUCUCACCAGCCCCAAGCUGGAAGGGGACCUGAAAGGCCCCGAGGUGGACAUCAAGGGCCCCAAAGUCAACAUCGAGGCGCCCGAUGUGGACAUUCACGGUCCUGAAGGUAAACUCAAAAUGCCCAAAUUCAAAAUGCCCAAGUUUGGAGUGCCCGGGGUUAAGGCUGAGGGGCCAGAAGUGGACGUUAGCAUUCCCAAGGGAGACCUCGAUGUUUCGGGUCCCAAGGUGGACAUUGAAGGUCCAGAGCUGGACAUUGAAGGGCCGGAGGGGAAGCUGAAGGGCCCCCAUUUCAAGAUGCCCGAAAUGCACAUCAAGACCCCUAAAAUCUCCAUGCCUGACAUCGAUCUGAACCUAAAAGGCCCCAAAGUGAAGGGAGAUGUGGACGUGUCCCUUCCCCAGGGAGAUCUGAAGGGACCCGAGUUACAUUUGAAAGGUCCAAAAGUGGACGUGGAGGUUCCUGACGUUGACGUUGAAGGUCCCAAAGGAAAGUUGAAAGGCCCCAAAUUUAAAAUGCCAGAAAUGAACAUCAAAGCUCCCAAUAUUUCCAUGCCGGACUUUGAUUUGAAUUUGAAAGGUCCCAAGAUGAAGGGAGGCGUGGAUGUCGAUCUUUCAAUGCCAAAACUGGAAGGGGACUUGAGCGGGCCAGAAGUUGAUAUCAAAGGGCCAAAGGUUGACAUCAGUGCACCCGAGCUAGAGGUAGAAGGACCAGAUGGAAAAUGGAAAGGUCCCAAGUUUAAGAUGCCCGAGAUGCACAUAAAGGCUCCCAAAAUUUCCAUGCCUGAUACGAGCCUGAACCUCAAAGGUCCCAAGCUGAAAGGAGACAUAGAUGUUUCCGCUCCAAAGCUAGAAGGAGAUUUUAAGGCUCCUGAUGUCAACGUUGAAGGUCCCAAAGUGGACAUUGACAUGCCAGAUGUGGACAUUCAUGGCCCAGAGGGAAAACUCAAGAUGCCCAAGUUCAAAAUGCCCAAGUUUGGCAUGCCGGGC
Molecule: messenger RNA, 1695 nt
Organism: Oxyura jamaicensis (ruddy duck)
Lineage: Eukaryota; Metazoa; Chordata; Aves; Anseriformes; Anatidae
Product: neuroblast differentiation-associated protein AHNAK-like
Exons: 1
Biological process (GO): regulation of RNA splicing
Cellular component (GO): cytoplasm; costamere; nucleus
Source: RefSeq, a predicted model, not a curated record